This is a messenger RNA of Wallemia mellicola CBS 633.66, 1207 nucleotides long. Its product is annotated as cysteine proteinase. Gene Ontology annotation, biological process: protein desumoylation. Gene Ontology annotation, molecular function: deSUMOylase activity. The record is from RefSeq and is a predicted model, not a curated record. Gene Ontology annotation, cellular component: nucleus. Lineage: Eukaryota; Fungi; Basidiomycota; Wallemiomycetes; Wallemiales; Wallemiaceae. The coding region runs from base 477 to 1151 and encodes 224 amino acids. The transcript is spliced from 6 exons.
AUAGCCGUAACGAUAGCAAACGCUCACAGCGACCGAGCACAUCAAAUAAGCCCCAGAACCCACUAUCUUUGAGCUCAAAGAGCAAGACGAUACAGAAGGGACACAAGAAGCGUCCCCAUAUACUUAGCGUACAGCACUUCAAUAACGCCCAGCUAAGGAAGAUCAAAUUGGCCUUCCAGCAGCAGCAAUCUAGAGGAUACGCUGCAGAUUUUGCAACUUUCCAAGGUUACUACUCUUUCAAGCAGCGCGUAGAUCAACUCAAUUUGGGACAAAAUAUACCGCCCUCAACACGUACACGAAAGUCUACUGAACCAUGGCUAGAUACCAAGCAACUUCGCAGCGAUACCUCCUUCAAAUCUGCCAUACCGAAGGUGUACCAACUUUCGGAAGUUGAACUCGCGAAACUUUCUUUGGGACCUAAACCAGAAUUACCAACUGAAUUGACAGCAGAUGAACAAUCAGAGUUUAAGAAUGUAAUGUCUCUAUCUGGGAAAAUCAGUAAAUGUGGUAGACAAACGAUGAUGUCAAAUGACCUCAAGACACUAAUGCCGAGGCAAUGGCUUAACGAUGAAGUUAUAAACUUCUACGCUGAAAUGUUAAGACAGAGCCAGAGCAGACAGAUUGAAGAUUGGGAGAAGCAUGACAAAAAAGACAAAAAACCAUUCGACGCUUACAUACAUUCAACUUUUCUCUUUUCUACGCUAGAAUCCUCUGGUUAUGACAAAGCGAAACUAGGUCGAUGGGUUAAGAAAGUUGACCUUUUUGGAAAGGACAUCAUUAUUUUUCCUAUCAACCGCGGUCAAUCACAUUGGGUUUGUGGUGCCAUCAACAUGCGUAAGAAGAGGUUUGAAAUGUAUGACUCUAUGGGAGGUGGUACUAAAUAUGUCUAUCAGAAAAUGCGAGAAUACAUAAACAGAGAACACGAAACCAAGAAAGGAAAGCCUUUUGACUUCGACGGUUGGAUAGACUUCUGGUCAGAGAACACGCCAACACAAGAUAAUGGCUUCGAUUGCGGUGUUUUCACUUGUUGUUUUAUGGAUGCCCUGAGUAAAGGCAAGGAUGUCGAUGAUGACGCUUUUGAGUUCAGCCAAAAGCAUAUGAAAUACCUCCGUAAACGGUUGGUUCUCGAUAUAGCAAUGUCAUCGACCUAGUUCUGUGUAUACAUAUAAUUUAUUCGAUAGAUGUGUCGACAACUGAUAAGACUGCC